Molecule: messenger RNA, 666 nt
Organism: Mytilus trossulus (common blue mussel)
Lineage: Eukaryota; Metazoa; Mollusca; Bivalvia; Mytilida; Mytilidae
Exons: 1
Coding region: 1-666 (221 amino acids)
Biological process (GO): DNA integration; DNA recombination
Molecular function (GO): DNA binding
Source: RefSeq, a predicted model, not a curated record
AUGUCAGAAUUACCUGCUAACCCAGUUCAUGUCGCGCUUUAUUUGACAUAUCUUAUUGAUAAACAUUGUUCUCCCACUGUUAUAGACUCCGCUGUAUAUUCUAUCAAAUGGGCCCAUGAACUUAAUGGCUUCAACGAUCCUACUAACAAUUCGUAUGUUAAAUCACUGACCGAAUCUGUAAAACGUUUGAACGGUAGACCAGUUGUCAAAAAGGAUCCAAUUAACAAUAAUAUUCUUAUUGCUUUAUGUUCAUUGUACGAAAGGUCAGAAGAUUUAUUGAUAGUUCGUGAUUUGACCAUGAUUUUGAUAGGUUAUUCAGGGUUUUUGCGUUACGAUGAGCUUACCUCCUUAAAAUGUAAAGAUAUCACAGUUUUCGAUGAUUAUUUAGAGAUACACAUUUCACGUAGUAAAACUGAUCAAUACCGACAGGGUAAUAAAAUGUUGAUUUCAAUAGGUAGAACUUUAGCUUGUCCAUUCAAAAUGUACAAUAGAUAUAUUAAGUUAGCUAGUCUAGAUGAGAAAUCUGAUUUAUUUGUUUUUAUACCUUUAUUUAGAUAUAAGGGUAUAGAAAAAUUGAUACAUAAGAAUAAGAAGAUGAGUUACACAUCAGCUAAAGAGAAUAUUGUCAAAAGAGAAUUAGAAUUGUCGCCCCGAAUCACAAUCUAG